This is a messenger RNA of Ostertagia ostertagi, 612 nucleotides long. NCBI's taxonomy places the organism in Eukaryota, Metazoa, Nematoda, Chromadorea, Rhabditida, Trichostrongylidae. The record is from the annotation of a GenBank genome assembly.
AUGGAACCACUUGUAUCCACCAUCUGGCAACGCAGUAAACUGCUUAUCAAAGCCAUGCUGAUCGGGGUAUUGACACUCGCGUUGAUGAUACCUGCCUAUUUUGUCGAGAACCUGAUCAGCGAAAGACAGGCGCGCCAGGAAGAAGCUUUUGCAGAGAUCAGCGGUAAAUGGGCGGGCAGUCAGACUUUGACGGGCCCCGUGCUGGUACUACCUUUCCUCGACAAAUCAAUUGUAAAUACGGGCACGCGGAAACUGGCGUAUCUCCUGCCGGAAAACCUUGUCGUAAAAUCGACCGUAUCACCUGAGAAAAGAUAUCGGGGCAUUUUUGAAGUAAUGCUGUAUUCAUCAAAAAUUAAUUUGAGUGGGAAAUUCAACUUCGAACAACUACGUCAGCUAAAGAUCGAUCCCGCUGAUGUUCUUUGGCAGGAGGCUUACACCUGUAUGUCGAUCGCUGAUCCAAAAGGGUUGAAGGAAGACAUAUCUAUGAAGUGGAACGACUUUUCACUUACCCUUGCUCCAACGGCAGUGAACAAUGCGAUCAUGCGCGAAGCCUAUGUUUCGCCCGUGCGUAAUAGAGCCAGGCAAAGAGGUGAACUUUUCGUCUGCUAUUGA